CAUCAGAUGUAAACACAAUUGACAUGUAGAAGUGAAACGUGCUUUAUGGUGUUUGCGCAAAAUGUAUCCAAAUGGUAGUGUCAUUUAUUAAACUAUUGCUAAGUAGUUAUCAUUUCUUCUGAUUAAUUUUAAAAAGUAAUAAGCAAUCAGAUAAAUAUUGAAGAAAAGUUGGUAAAUAAAAAAGAAUAUCACAGAAGUGCUGAAAAAUUGAAAUCAAUUCAUAAUAAUGAAACACAUUACGAGAUUACCAAUUUCAAAGAAUUCUUUGAACUUUCUACUCAAUGGCAUUCUUAUUACAAGAAAUUAUGAACAAAAGCGUUUCAGUAACAUGGCUCAACUUAUCGAUGGAAAAGCAAUUGCAGCUGAAAUUCGUGCUGAGCUCCGGAAAGAAGUGGAAGAUUUUGUGGCCGCUGGUAAUCGUGCACCCCAACUAACUGCAAUUUUAGUUGGAGAAGAUCCUGCCAGCCAAACAUAUGUUUCAAACAAAAUGAAGGCUGCUGCAGAAAUUGGCAUAAAUAGUGUGACAAAAAGAAUAUCAGCUGACACCAAGGAGCAGGAACUUCUUGAUUUGAUUCAUCAGCUUAAUAAGGAAGACACUGUUGAUGGUAUUCUUGUUCAGUUGCCUUUGCCACCACAUAUGCAUGAACGUGUUGUUUGUAAUGCUGUUGCAUGUGAAAAAGAUGUUGAUGGUUUCAAUGAAAUCAAUGUGGGUAGAAUGUGCUUAGACAUGAAAUCUAUGAUUCCAUGUACACCGUUGGGUGUACAAGAAUUAAUUAAACGAUCAAAUAUUGAAACAUUUGGUAAGAAUGCCGUUGUUGUGGGUCGUUCAAAGAAUGUUGGAAUGCCAAUGGCUAUGCUAUUGAGUUCAGAUGGUAAAAAUGAAACAUCAGCUAUGGAUGCAACUGUUACAGUUUGCCAUCGAUAUACACCAAGAAGUGAAUUAGAAAAAUAUUGCAAAUUAGCUGAUAUCAUUGUGACGGCAACAGGAAUUCCUUCCUUGAUAAAAUCGAAUAUGGUUAAGGAGGGUGCAUGUGUAAUUGAUGUAGGAAUAACAAGAAUAACCGAUGAGAAUGGAAAAAGUAAACUUGUAGGAGAUGUUGAUUUUAAUGAGGUGAAAAAAGUUGCCGGACAUAUUACUCCAGUACCUGGUGGUGUUGGACCCAUGACUGUCGCUAUGUUAAUGAAAAAUACAAUUACAGCUGCGAAAAACCUUGCAGAAGCUAAAAAAUCUCACUAGACAAAUCAAGCUGAAUUAAAAGUAUUAUUAGGAAAAACAUUUAUUUUUGUUUUUUUUUUAUACAUAAAUAAAAUACCUUAUAAAGCGCAUAAUUUAU
Episyrphus balteatus (marmalade hoverfly) is the source of this 1334-nucleotide messenger RNA. RefSeq names its product bifunctional methylenetetrahydrofolate dehydrogenase/cyclohydrolase, mitochondrial-like. NCBI's taxonomy places the organism in Eukaryota, Metazoa, Arthropoda, Insecta, Diptera, Syrphidae. The coding region runs from base 227 to 1237 and encodes 336 amino acids. Gene Ontology annotation, molecular function: methylenetetrahydrofolate dehydrogenase (NAD+) activity; methenyltetrahydrofolate cyclohydrolase activity; methylenetetrahydrofolate dehydrogenase (NADP+) activity. The transcript has 4 exons. The record is from RefSeq and is a predicted model, not a curated record. Gene Ontology annotation, cellular component: mitochondrion. Gene Ontology annotation, biological process: tetrahydrofolate interconversion.